AUGGCGACCUUGAUCACGGACACUGCAGCGGAUGCUUCAAAACUUGACGAAGCCAAACAACGCUUGCUGACCGAAGGAUGGGCCGUAGUGCCAGAUGUUCUCACCAGAGAUCAGUCCGCAGAAGUGCUGUCAAGGCUCUGGCAAGCCAAAGAAGCCAGCGAAGCUCGAGGUGACCGGACUAGAAUGGCACAUCUCGACCCGAACGAGUCUAACAUUCGCAUUUUCUACUUGAUGGAGCUGGACAAGAUCUUUCGUGACCUGAUCAGCCACCCGACCGCCGUAGAGAUGGUGAAAGCAGUUCUGGGAGAAGACUUCAUCAUCAGCAACUUUACCGCCAACAUCGCACGUCCUGGCUCGAGCUCCAUGGCAUUACACAGCGACCAGAGCAUCGUUAUGCCGGCACCUUGGCAAUCAACUUGGGCACUGAAUUGCAUUUGGUGUCUUACGGAUGUAUACAAGGAGAACGGUGCUACGCUGUACAUUCCAGGAAGCAACAAGUGGAUGAACCGGGAAGACAUACCAGGAGAUGCACCGAGACUCUUGCGACCAUUUGAGGCGAAAGCCGGAAGUAUCAUUCUGAUGGACGGCAGGGUUUGGCAUACGAGCGGCUCAAACGUGACAAGAGAUCAAGAUCGUGCUUUGCUUUUCGGCUACUACACCGCCAGCUUCUUGAGACAGCAGGUCAAUUGGACUGCCAAGUUGUCGCAAGACAUUCAAGACAGCUUGUCCGAGGAGAUGAAGGCACGGCUGGGGUUGUCUGUAGAUGCAAAUGUUGGCGCUACAGGGGACUUGAGAUACAUGGUAUGUCGCCGAUUCGCUCCCAGUCCAGCAGUUUGCGAAUACUGA
Zymoseptoria tritici IPO323 is the source of this 846-nucleotide messenger RNA. RefSeq lists its product as uncharacterized. The coding region runs from base 1 to 846 and encodes 281 amino acids. The record is from RefSeq and is a predicted model, not a curated record. Lineage: Eukaryota; Fungi; Ascomycota; Dothideomycetes; Mycosphaerellales; Mycosphaerellaceae. The transcript has a single exon.